AACAUCAGGAAGUUCUGUGAGGACUGUUUUUCAUGCUGCCGGAGGAGGAGAAGUAAUCGAGUGGCUCCAGCCAGUGAACCAGAAGAAACAAAAGUAUCCUCCUCCGAGGACUCCUGGGAUUUGGAGACUUGGCGUUUCUGGAGGGUAUCAGCCCCGCAUCCCGACCCGGACACAAGGAGUGAGGACUCCCUUCAAGAGGAGUCCUUUGAAUCCUGGUGCACCAUCACUAAGAAGUCCGAGGAAGACCUGCGCACGGACGCACUUUGGAGCCAGCAGCCUCAGAAAGAGAAGUAACUUCUUCUCCCUUUUUGGGUGGGGGUUGGGUCUUCGCGUGGAGCUGGAGGAGUCUUUGGAUUUUAAGGCUGAGCUUGCACCUGGUCCUCCUGUCCCGUCCCGGGAGGAGCCGCGCGCCAAGCAGCAGGAGCAUCCAUCAGCAGGAGCCUCCGCCGCGCGCGCCUUGGAUGCUGGGCAAGGGCGGGGAGGCGCGCGGCCGAGGAGAUCUGCUGCCCGGCGCCCUCCGAAGAGGGCUCGCAUGGGCACCAAGCACUCCUCGCGCUGCCUGCUCCUCCGGAGGAAGAUGGCGGAGAGCGCGGCGACGGAAAGCGCUGAG
Molecule: messenger RNA, 610 nt
Organism: Anolis sagrei ordinatus
Lineage: Eukaryota; Metazoa; Chordata; Lepidosauria; Squamata; Anolidae
Source: RefSeq, a predicted model, not a curated record